Molecule: messenger RNA, 4748 nt
Organism: Chlamydomonas reinhardtii
Lineage: Eukaryota; Viridiplantae; Chlorophyta; Chlorophyceae; Chlamydomonadales; Chlamydomonadaceae
Exons: 9
Coding region: 223-3972 (1249 amino acids)
Source: RefSeq, a predicted model, not a curated record
AUGGGCGUUGUGGCCGUCCGACCUGGUCGUUGAACCUCCCUUGACCGUUUUGUUUGAAUGUGCAUAUUUAGUUUGUCGUCUACAGUAUCUUAUUCAUGCAGAAGCAAACCCGAACUCGACAGGUUUUGAUUGUGGGCGUUUGCAACAAUACGAGCUUGACUCCAUAGCCAGCGCCAUAGCGCAUCCCAAAUUGUAGACGUAUUUCAUCACGCUUGAGGCUCGAUGGAUUUUGAAUUCUCGGAUGUGGAACUGGAUGACGUAUUGGCUGCUUUUAAUGAAGUCGACGGCAUGCUGCUGGGCGAGUGGGACACGCUCCUGACCCCGCUACGCGAGGAUGCCACAGCGGAGUCAGGUGGCGAUGCAACUUCCGCCGGUGUGACGGCGCUCCCCGACCUGCUGGGCGCUGGCAGCGGCAUCGCCCCACAGCUGCCCGCCACAACGGCCGCCCAUAUCCCCGUCGCGGGCGCCGCAGCGCAGUUUAGCCAUGCCGCGCCGGCGGCUGCCGCUGCCGCCGCCCCAGCCCCAGCCCACAUGGCCCCUGGUCCUACAGGCUGGAUGGGCCCGGUGCCGGGUGGAGCCCUGUCCAUGGCGCCGCAGCCGCAGCUACAGCCGCAGCCAGCAGUAGCAACACAGCCUGGACCUGGGCUGCUGCCGCCGCAACUCCAGCAGCAACAGCAGCAGCAGCAGCAGCAGCAGCAGCCUUACUGGCAGCAGCAACAGCCGCCGCUGCAGAUGCAGCAGCAACAAGGCUGGACACAGCAACCUGCUCAGCACCUGCUGCAGCCCCAGCUGCAGUCGCAGCAGCAGCAGCAACCGUGGCAGCAGCAGCAGCAACCGUGGCAGCAGCAGCAGCAGCAGCAGCCAUGGCAGCAGCAGCCGCAGCAGCAAUCGUGGCAGCAGCAACCGUGGCAGCCGCCGCAGCAGCAGCCAUGGCAACAACAGCCGUGGCAGCAGCAGCAGCAGCCGCAGCCGCCGCAGCAGCAGCAGCUACAGCCCGCACAAUGGCAACAGUCGGCAGUAGCAGUCGGCGGGUGGCCAGGCGUGGGCGGUGCAGGCCAGCUGCAAUACCAGCAACAGCAGUACAACCAGCAGCAACAAUAUCCGCCGCAGCCUCAGUACCAGUACACGCAACCGCAGCAACCGCAACCGCAACCGUACCCGCAAUCCAACGCGCUGCCGUACACCGUACAGACGCCGUCGACCAGCGUUGACCACUCGGCGGGGGCGGCGUUGACCGAUAGCCACGUGGCCGCAACCUCCAGCGGCGGGAGUCACCACGUGUUGGUGGCGGCUGGCACGGCGGCGGCGGCAGCAGCGGCGGCGGCAACAGCUUCAGGGCCUCCCUACAGCCCCCAGCACGCCGGCAGUAGCUGCGAGGGCGGCGCAAACGUCGUGGCUGUAGCAGCAGUAGGUGACGGCGACGGCGCCAGCUCACGCUUUGCGCGCGUGUCCUCUUCCGCCGCGUCCGCGCCCUCUCCAGUCGGUGCGGCGCUACAGCCGCCAACCUGGCUACAGCCGCCGCCGCCGCAGCAGCAGCAGCAGCUGCAGCCGCAGAUCGCCGCGGCGCCGGGCCCCAGCGUGCCGCCACCGCGGCUGGCUGCCUUUGGCACGGCAGAAGCAGCAGCCGCAGCCCUGGCGGAGGCGGCAGUAGCAGCGCUACAGCCGGCUGCAGCACCUCCAGCGGCUGUAGCAGUCAUUGCACCGCAGUGGUCGGGGGCGGUGGUCACCACGGGGGUUGCGGGGCAGCAGGGGGUGGUCACCUGGUCAGAUCCCAAGCGCCACUCGACGUCGGCGAGCGGUGUGGGCAAUGGCGGCGGCGGCGGUGUGGGCAACAACAGUGGCGGCGGAGUCGCCGCCGCUGGGCUGGUAGCGCCGGGCGUCAGCAGCAGCGGCGGCUCUGCGGCAGCGGGGCUGCAACCGGCACCUGUAAAGGUGGAGGUGGAGGCGGCACCUGUGACGUCGGGGGCGGCGGGGCCGUCACCAGCUGUAGCUGGUGCGGGGGUUCCGGCGGCGGCGGCGCCGCCGCCGCCGGCCGCGCUGGAGAGUGCGGCCUCUGCGUCCUCGCCUCUCCCAGCACAGCCGCUGCUACCGCCAACCGCCGCAACCCUGCCGGCCAACAGCCAACCGCCGCAGGCGGCGGCGCCGCCGCCGCCUCAACAAACAGCGCAGCCACCACGCCCGACCCCAACCGCCGCCGCGGUGCCUAUGACAACGUCCUCGGGCCUCAACCCCUCAGCCAUCCUCGCAGAGCUGAUUCAGGAGGCCGGCGUGGGCGGCAUGGGCGGCCUGGUGGUCUGGGGCGGUACCGGCGGCGGCGGCCGCGGAGGCGCGGGGCCGGGUGUGGCGUCCUCUGCGGCGGCGACGGCGGCGGCUCUGGCGCCGCUGCCGCCGGGCAGUGGUCGUACGGCGGAGGAGCUGCUGGCGGGGCUGGACCUAGUGGACGUGUUCACUCCGGUCAAGCAGUCCCACGCCAAGCGCAUUCGCGGUCAUGUGAAGCAGGCGGCCGAGCUCAAGGCGGCGCUGGCGGACCGAGUGAGGGCCAUACAGCGCCUGGCUGCUGAGAACGCCGCCCUGCGCGACCGCUCCCGCGUCAUGGAGCUGGUGGUGGCGGUGCGGGACGAGCAGCUGGGGCUGCUGCGCGCACACCGGCCCGCCCGGCCCGACGGAAGGAGGUACAUCGUGCCCUCAGGACUGGCUGCAGCAGCUACUGCCCCUGGCACUGCUGCCGCUACUGCGGCGGCGCCAGCGGCUGUAGCAGCAGCAGGAGCAACAGGAGGGGGAGGCAGCGCGGACGCGGUGGAGAUGGCUGCGUGGACGGCGGCGGCGGCGGCGCAGGGGCCUUCUGCGGCGCCGGCGGCGGUGCGUGCCGCGGCUGCUACAACCGCUGCUGCAGCCAAGGCUCCUGCGGGCCGGCUACUGCCGCCGGGCGUCAGCAGCAUGGCCGCCCUAACCACCAUGCCGGCAGCAGGGCUACUCGAGAUUUUCCGCCAGCUGGUGUUGGAGCUGGGCGUGUCCCUGGCGGCGGUGGAGGAAGAGGUGCAGGCCGGGCUGCAUGGCACAGACGCCGACGGCGGCGGCAGCGGCAGCGCUCUCGGCGGCAGCAGCACUGGUGGCGGCGGCGGCGGCGCCAGCAAUGGCCUGCUCGGCACGCCCUUUGCGCUGCAGCUCACGUCACGGCCCGGCGGCGGCGGCGCCGGUGGCGGCGGCUCCGGGCCGGUGGUGAUCAUCGGCGGCGGCAGCAGUGCUGCGCGGGCGGCGGCGGCGGCGCCGGCUACGACGCCUGCGGUGGCAGUGCUGCGGCGGCAGAUGGGUCUGUUUCGGGCGCUGGUGCGAUACCUCAACCUUACCAAUGACGAGGUCUGCAAGUUUGCUGACACGACGCUGUCCGGCGAGGCGGCGGCGCCCGAGCCCGAGCACUGGCUGCGUGUGGCGGCGGGCCUGGGUCUCAGCGACCGCCAGCUGGGCGACUGUGCGGCGCUGCACGCCUACUGCACCGACUGGCUGGGCCGCAUACACGGCGAGCGGCGCGCGCUGGCGGGCACCCUCGACCAGCUGCUGACGUCAGGCGCCGGUGGGCUGUACGGCGGGCGGUACGGCGCCGCCUACCGGGAGCGUACGGACGGGCGGUACGGCACGGACCGGGACGUGAUCCACGCGAUCCACGCCAACGUGAUGCGGGAGAAGGUGGUGCACGUGAUCGUGGCCGAGGUGCUGUGCUGCUACAUCCUGACGGACCUGCAGUGGGCACGUGCGGUGGUGCACUCCCAGCCCUACCUGUGGGACUCCCGAGAGCUGGUGCGGGCGGCGGCGCACAUGCACCAGCAGCGCCAGCAGCACAAGAGGGGCCCCACCGGCUUCGGCGGCGCAGCGGGCGUGCACCUGCAGGCAGUGGCGGCGGGGAAGGGCAGGUCGGGCGGGCCCAGCGCAUCGUCGGGCGCCUCCGGCGCCUCCGGUUCCGCCGCCUCGUCUUGAUCUGGAUCUGGGAAGCUGGAUCUGGAAUUUAUGCGUGUGUGUGCUCGGGAUGGCAAGGGUGCCCUCCCAAAUGACCCACGGCAUCAGAGGACGUUUGUAACUAGAGCUUCGAGGAUGAGGGCGUGAGUGUGUGGAUGUCUAGCAGGGGCGUGGUGGGUCCCGGAUGUCCUGCUCACAGAGAGGUCAGCCGAGGGGUUAUUUUUUAACAUUACUUGUGAACGUAUGUUGGGCUGUCACUGCAUUGAUGCCUCCAGCGCUCCGGCGCGGCCGCACCCGGCCUGCUGUGGCCUGAAGAUGAAUGUGAUACUGUGGCCUCAAGCGUGUGGGUAAGAGCUACUGUUUGCAUUUGCUGAUACUGUCAAGGUCCGUGAGCCCGUGUGAGCAUCCCAGGCGAAAGCGUGCUCAACGUCGGGUACAUGCUGCAGGGAUGGGGGUAUGGAUUAGGACGGAGAUAGCGUGAUAAAAUAAGGAAGACGCGGUACUGGGGCUGUAAAGCAUUUUCAGCUGCCCGUCCUGCGUGGCGUGCGUUCGGGCACGUAUGCAGUCGGGCGUGGCGUGCAUUCAGCUGGGCAUGCGUUGAGCUACCCACAUGCCAGUGUUUGGUAUAGCAGGUCGAUCGCAUGUAGGUGGCAGAUGCAACAAGAUCGGCAUGCUGAGUCACGCUAACACACACGCACAACUGCACGGCACGGCACGGGUGCCUGCUGCCUAGUUUCAUUAAUUAGACUGCACUGAGUCGGCGCAGUGUGACGCAGGUCCCGGCAUGUCCCACUGUC